Molecule: messenger RNA, 4323 nt
Organism: Scedosporium apiospermum
Lineage: Eukaryota; Fungi; Ascomycota; Sordariomycetes; Microascales; Microascaceae
Exons: 7
Coding region: 1-4323 (1440 amino acids)
Biological process (GO): ribosome biogenesis
Cellular component (GO): nucleolus
Source: RefSeq, a predicted model, not a curated record
AUGAGUUCGGACUCAGACUUGGAAAUGCAGGAUGCUCCUGAUGGAGUAGAAAAUUCUUUGUCUGCAAGCCGUGCACUCAUCAAGACCGUGAGAUCUCUCGACCAGGAGGGUCCUGGCAAGGAUGGUGAAAACUUAGCAGAGCUAUGGAAAGCCCUGUCGCACAAUGCUUCAGGCCAAUUUUAUGCUGCGGAGCAGAGUAGUUUACGAUGGCUAUUGAAGAUGAUGAACCCUUCGACUAAAGCAUCCCCUGAAAGCGAGACCUUGAGAAGGUACCCGCUGACCUGGAACAUACUCAACUGCGUGUUCCAGCGUAUUCCCCUCUUCUCACUCGCAAAAGCCCUCGCGGACAGGCGUUUCAUUGCCGUGCUCAAGCAGACGGUGAAGGACCUCUCGAGCCCAUCCGGAGAAGAUGGCCAUGUUUCGUCGCCCGAUCGGAAGCGGAAACGGUCGACCCAGAUCGCCUUUGAUGUCGACGCCCUUAGAAAACCCACCGGGUGUCUAAAGUCUGCGAAUGCCCUUUUCGAGGCCCUACGGUCUCUGCUCUCUCGCCUCGGCUCCGCUGCUGAGCUGUCUAGACGGGAGGUCAUGGGGGCGGAACAUGUGAGGACACUCUUCGCCUCCCCUGCUGCGGAAUCCUUGGAGCUUGUAGGACCUAUGCUAGCUAUUUGCUACAACUCUCUCGAAGUUCUGAACGGGGCCUUCGAAGUAAAUGUUUCGUGGGUUAAGGUUGCGUCCGAUAUCUGGGAUCUCCGCAUUCGCGGCGGUGGAGACGCCCUCGAGGUUGCUACUCGCGCAACGCAGACCACUUUAACGAUGUUUGCGAACCUCGACGAAGAGGUUGGAAGAAUUAGUGGAAGGGAGGAGUUGUAUUCGGAUUUACCAUCACACAUUCGCCUAGAAUGGGCUGCCGAUCUUCAAGAUUUCCUCCAACGAAACCUCUUCCUCCCCGCGCGGACGGCGUAUAUCAAUUCGGAGGGUCUCGAUCCACUCAAUAUGGCCAUGCUCAUGGCCCAGCGCAAUGCGACUGUAACUGGUCCGGCCGUUUACCUCCUUGCGCAAAACUCACCGAAGCCGUUUGAUGAAAAGUCGAAGGAAAAGGUUUCAGACUGGAUCAAUGAAGUGGUAAAGGCUAUCGACCGUUCCCUACGCAAUCUUCCCCCCUAUUCGCGCCCACGGAUAAUCGAGGGAAUCCUCGGCGAAGCCCGGGUAAAGGGUACCAACAUCAGUGAGGACGUCCUGAGGGAUAUAUGUUCAAAAUACGCCUUCGAGACCGAGAACAACGUGCGCUGGAGCACCCUAUCUGCGUCUUUACGCCUUGAUCCCGAUAUCCUGUUCGAUCAAGAACGGGACAAUGAUUUGCUAAAUUCAAUUCUUGGCAACAUCCCUGACCUCGACAAGCUCGAGGGUGACGAGGCUCAGCACGUAAUGCACGUUAUGGAGGCUAUAAUCAAGGCAUAUCUCAAUGCCAAGGACUUCCCUAGCUUUUUGGAAUUGUGGUAUGAGCAACUAUCCAAAGCGGAUCUGGGAACGAGAGAGGGGUUGUCUCCUUGGCUAGAGGCUUCUGUCCGGCGCAGUGAGGCUGUCUUUACGCAGUCAAGACUUGAGAUAACCCUUACUGUUAACCAGUUGCGGGGCGUCCUCGACUGGCUUGAAUCUCGGGCUGGAGCGAAGCCCGAAUGUCUCUACAUUGUCCUCGACUCGAUAUCUCAUGGCCUCGGCUCCCCAGAGUUUACCGAUGCCGUGGGAAUGAAGAUUGCCGAUCUUGUCCUCACGGCUUUCCCCUCUUCGAGCACAUCAAAUUCCCUUCUGUCCCUGCGCUGGUCGAUCUUGAGUCAAAUAAUUACUUGGCUCAAUCCCCAGGAGAGAGACGAUCUCUGGACUAAGAUCAAAGAGAAGGCCGCCGAGGUUCUCGAGUUAGGUCGACUGGCAGACCCUGAUACAUUAGAAGCUUUCAAGUUCAUUUUUACGGUUUGGUCGUUGAUGACUCCUGAUGGGGACUACGAAGAGGAUGUUUCGUCCAUUGCAAAGGCCGCGGUCAAUAGGCUCACCAAAGAGAUUCCGGCGAAGGCAGGGAAAAGGACAGUGCUUGACUGGAAGCAACAGCAACGCGACAAGCCUCUUCUCCCGGACGCAUCAGAGACUAAACCCGAGGCAUACCUUGUCUGGUAUCUCGCCUAUACUCUUGGCGAUUCAUCACGGUUUCUCCCGCUUCUGUCAAGUGCUUCGGACGAAAGCGCGUUUCCGGAAUACCUGGAUUCCGUGCUCAAGCUACUACUUAGCAGAGAUAAGAAGCACAAACCCAAAUCCGAGGAUGGCGAUGAAGUGCCUUCUAGCCUUACCAUGGAGCUCUUCAGGGCUCUUCUAUCUAAUGAAAAUAUUCUGAACAACCGGCCAUUCCUUGACCAGCUCGUAGAUCGAAUGGCCGGAGCUGUUCGCGGCAAGUUCAAGAAGUCUCAAGACGAGAUCCUGGACUCGAAUCUUGGCUCACUUUUCCUGGAGGUCCCCAAUGAUUGCCUCACCCGACCCCAGAGAGAGCUCCUCGCAGGCCUGUUGCUAGAACGGAUAAAGACCUUUGAUGGAAACGAUGACGUCGCGCCGUCCCAGUGGGCCCUUGUGUUGAUUGUCUUGACGAAAUUGAUGAAGAGGCCGACGUUUUGUGAAGGUCUGAACUUUGAUAAUCUAGUCACGCUCGCCGAUCAAAUCUCCCGUUCGUUUGGUUCCGAUUCCGACCCUCGAAGUUUCAGGGAGACCUAUGCUCUCGCUCCGCUCUAUCAGGACCUCGCAGAGCAUAUCCUCACUCUGAUGGCAAAUGAUUUUGAUAAUCGUGGCCAAAAAUUCUUCGAAGAAGCAGCCUCUUUCGUCAAGACCUACCCAGUGGACGACAAGUCUACGCACCGGUCCCGGUUAAGGUUGCAUCUUCUAAAGGCAUUGAUCGUAGUACUGUCCGGAUCCUCGUAUCUCAACGGGCCGUCAUCGCCACUCGCGCCGGAGGAAGUGAAGAAGAAGCUUGGUGCGGCCAUUUCCGCCACGCUCAAGAAGUGCACCCGGUACUGGAAGAAGCAAUUGGAAGAGCUCGACACUGGCAACUACCUCUACACUUUGCUUGCCGCCCUUGACUCUUCGGAUGUCAUCGAAGCGGAACAACUAGACAGCAAGGCCAUCUCGACAGAGGAGCUUGCCCAAGCGAGCAAACGAGGCAUUGAGGCGCGUCGCUUGUACGGUUGGAAGCUUCGGGGCUUCCUCCUUCGGCACCGCCCUGACUCAAUCGAUAAAUCACUGGCGCCUACGAAGUCCAAGACAAGCCGUGAGCUGAAGGGAACGAAGGCGCCUGAUGUCCUAAGCCAUGACCAGGAUCUGGCCUCCCUUGUCCUUGAGUGCACCAAUGUUACUCUGCAGUCUCUUAAGGAGGAGGAGGGUGGUCGCCUUCUCUACCUGAAAGAUCUAGUCGGUAAUCUCGAAUUUGAAUCGAGCGCGGAGAUCCAGCUGACGGCAAUCCGAUGCGUCGUUCAAACGCUCGCCGGUUUACCCACAAGUAAUUUCAAAGAAUAUGACCUGGCUGCCGCGUACACCACGCUAGCUCAAAAGUCACUCCAAGCCGACAGCGGUGCCCGAUUCGCGAGGAUUUGUGAGAUCCUGCACACCAUUCUCGACGGAAACAUGGGCCACAUCUCCCAGUGGAAUGUCGAGGAAACGCUAUCCCUCGUCUCCACCGUGUGCUCCGAGAACCCCUCAGUGUCCAAGGUCAAGGACUCGGACAAGACCUUCCAACGUCUCUGCAAGCUCGUAGAAGUCAUCCUAAAGAAAUACCGUCUCCGCCUCGAAGGCCACUUUCACCUCCUCAUCACGACGAUGCAAGCCCUCCUCAAAUCGCUCCUCCUCCACCCCUACGACUCGCGCCUCAAGACCUGGGCAGCACCUCCUCUCGACACCAACAUCUCGGCAUCUUCUUCAACUCCGUACACCGCUUGGCAGGACGACGCAGCUGCGUGCAACCGACUGCUAACGCUCAUCUGCGAGCCGACCGUAGGAUCGGUCACGCGGUCGCAUCACGGCGGGGCGCUCGAUGCGGCGGCGGACGUGGCGAAGAGGUCUGCGGGUAGGCAGAUGUAUCUUGUGCUCAUGACGUAUGUUAAGUUGCAGAUGGAGGUUGGCGUGCCGAGGUCUGUGAGGGAGGGGUUGGAGCCUGGCGUUAAUACGAUAUUCGAUGUUACGCCGGGAGAGGUGAGGAAGGUGAUGAACGAUGGGUUGGAUAAGGCGGGGAGAGAGAUUCUUGGGGAUUUGUAUAAGAGGUAUAGGAUGUUUGGCAAGUGGACUGGGAAGUAG